UUGAUGUACUUGUGUGAAAAGUGGGGCUUAUAAAUAAACGAAUGGUUCAAUAAGCUGGGGCCUGCCAGGUUGCCGCUGGGCUGCUGUCAUCCCUGAACAUUGGCCGGCCUGGCUGGGGCAGAUGGGAGUUCUACCCCAGGGAGCCAUGGGGGGGGGUUGCUGCUGUUCCCCAAGGCCGGCGCUGCUUCACGGCGUGGUGCAAGGCAGGAGGAGCAGAAGGUGCCAUUAGAGCAGGCUUUGUGCCCCAGGGUCCCUCGCAUCGCCACAGGAAGGCCACCAAUCCAGCGUGGGGCACCUUUGGGCCUCCCAAUGUAUCAGCCCCAGCCAAAGCAUGGCUGGGGAUGAUGGGAGUUGUCCUUCAGCAACAUCAGGAGGGCCAAAGGUGUCCCACGCCAGCAUGCACAAUAAAUAAAAGAUUGUGGCACAAGAAGGGCUUCUUGCACUGAUUCUCCACACACACACACCCAAAAAGCAGUGAUUAAGGUGGUGUAUGCACUUUACAUGUAAAGCACAUCUCUCUGCCCUGAAUCCUGGGAACUGAUAAGGCUGCUGGGAAUUGUAGCCCUGAGGGAAGUAACCUGCAAUUCCCAGGACUCUUGGAGGGGUGUGUGUGUGUGUGACUUACAUGUAUGUACGUGUAUGUAAAUGUACAUGCAGCCAGUUAUAAAACAGAGUCCAGUGGAGGACUGGGAGGUUGCUGUUUAAUGGCAGCUCGGAGCAGCAGCCAGGGCACACCAUGCUGUCCUGCUAAGUGCCUGAGUCUGUGGAAGGGGAGAAACCUCUGGAGGUUUUUCAGGAGGGUAACUGAGGGGCAGGGGAAGCUGGGGUGUAAGUACGCAGUGUUGUAAGUACACAGUGGAAAUGAGUUUAAAAUGGUAAUUGAAGGCCGCUUCUCAAGGCAACCACAGGAUUUUGGCAAGCAGUUUCACUUGGGCUGCCUCACAUUGUUAACAGUAUCAAAGAUAGAUACAAACCUAAAGGGUGUUAGUAAAUCAAUAUUUACACAAUUUGUUUGCUAUGUUCUGUUACACAGUUACCACAAAGGCAUCACAAUGAGGUAAUGGUUGAAUUCAUGCAUUAUUAUCCUGGUCUAAUAAACCAUGUGUUAUUUGGCCAGGAACUACUUUUGUGUUAACUAACACACUGAGCGUCAGCGCCGAUAUCCUGCAAGGUUUUCUGGGAAACUAUGAAUCACCAAGCCAAGAGAUCAGUGCCAAACCUGGGUACAUAGUGACAAGUGGAGUGGCAACAGGGGAGCAAGAAGGAUGAGAGCAAGAUGGACUUCUUGAUCCUCUUCCUCCUCUACAUGCUUCUGGUUCUGCUGAGCAUCCCCUUUGUCUGUUUCUAUUCUGGAAGGAAGCAAAGCUUCCCCUCAAGACUUGCCACUUCAGUAACUAAGGUGUUCUCGUAUGUAAUCCCAUCCAGAGUUCAAGGAGCUGUUCAGAGGGUUCUUCGUAGACUCUUCCAUAGCCGAAAUUGUUUAUUCAUGGUCCUGCACUUGGUCUUGGAAGCCUUGGUUUAUGGCGAGUUUUCCUGGGAAGUGUUUGGCUACUGCCAGGAACUGCAGUUCAGUACCCUCUUUCUCCUCUUCCCUUAUUUUCUCUUGACCGUGAACGUGGGGUUCUUCAUUCUGUGCUCCAGGACAAAUCCAGGUACCAUAACCAAAUCUAACCAGGCUUUGUUUCUCCAUGUAUAUGCCUAUGAUGGUGUGAUGUUUGAGAAAGGUGUUGAGUGCUCCACUUGCAAAGUGAGGAAACCUGCCCGAUCCAAGCACUGUGGUGUGUGCAAUAGCUGCGUGCAUCGUUUUGAUCAUCACUGCGUUUGGGUCAACAACUGCAUUGGUGCCUUCAAUAUCCGCCAUUUCCUGGUCUACCUCCUUACCUUGACCUCCAUGGCUGCUUCCAUUGCAGUCUUAACAGCCACCUUCCUCAUCCAGGUGGUUAUUUUGUCAAAUAUGAUGCUGGGACAUUACACUGAUGACCAAGGCCAAGAGCACCCAGUUGAUGCCUUCUUCGUUAUUCAGCACCUGUUCCUGACUUUCCCCAGGGUCGUGUUCAUGCUGGGCUUUGUCACCGUCCUCUCAAUUGUACUGGGCUCCUAUUUGUGUUUUGCCCUGUACCUGAUCCUGACCAACCAGACAAGCAACGAGUGGUUCAAGUCAACGAAGUAUCAGUGUUCAUGCUCAGAACCUUACAGCAGACAUGGUGGUUACAAAAAUAUUUACUCCAGAGGCGUCUGGGGCAAUAUUACAGAAAUUGUGACACCCCUUAUGAGCCCCGAAAAGAAGAAAAGGUGAUGUGCCAUCCAUACCAGUGGACUGUAUGCAUCUUCCCAAGCCACAGAAGGAUAAGGGAGAAUAAACCUGGUGCAGCAGUAGGCAAUGGUGCCCAUCAGUACCUCUUAUGGUGCCUGUGAAAGGCCUCAGGAAGUGUCCCCUCAAAAGUCCACAAUGCACAAGAGGCUAUUUGCACUGGCUUGGCCUCUCCUGCUUUGAGCGCACCCACUUGAACAUGCCCACAUUUCACUGGGUAGGCAGGGAGAAAGAGCUGGCAUCUAAAAUACAGUAAGUCCUAACUGCUGCCAGCUUCUUGAGACUUUACACACUGCACCAGCUUCAACUCGUGAAAACUAGAAACUUGUCAAGUGAAAACUUUUUAAGGAGACUUUUGCACAACUCAAUACUCAUUUCAAUAGUCUUUGCAUAUACAGAUUCCUGUUGAGUUGCAAUUCAGUCUCUGGGAUAAGGGAAGACAACUUUAAAAAAACCUUUAAGCCAGUAAUAGCCUUCUUUUUAUUACAUCAGAAUUAUGUAGAAAAUUAUGUAUUUCAAAAUCAUUAUUUACAACCUGCACAAUAAGCAAUUAAAAGCUAUAUGGUUACAAAAUGUACAGCGUGGCC
This is a messenger RNA of Rhineura floridana, 2898 nucleotides long. RefSeq names its product zinc finger DHHC-type palmitoyltransferase 4 (gene ZDHHC4). Gene Ontology annotation, cellular component: Golgi apparatus; endoplasmic reticulum. Bases 1277 to 2296 code for a protein of 339 amino acids. Gene Ontology annotation, biological process: peptidyl-L-cysteine S-palmitoylation; protein targeting to membrane. The transcript is spliced from 7 exons. Gene Ontology annotation, molecular function: protein-cysteine S-palmitoyltransferase activity. The record is from RefSeq and is a predicted model, not a curated record. Lineage: Eukaryota; Metazoa; Chordata; Lepidosauria; Squamata; Rhineuridae.